GGCCGCCGCCACCGUCAACGGCGACGGCUACGACAGCGACGGCUACAACUUCGCGCCGCCUACCCCGUCGACUCUGUCCAUGUCAAUACCUCCGGAGCUUGCUGGAGCAAUCCCGCUGAUCGAUAGGUUCCAGGUGGAGGGAUUUCUUAAAGCAAUGCAAAAACAGAUCCAAUCAUCCGGAAAGCGUGGGUUUUUUAUUAAAAAAUCUGUGGGUCCGCAAGUUCGUGAGAAGUUCACUUUGGAAGAUAUGUUGUGCUUCCAAAAGGAUCCUAUUCCAACUUCAUUACUGAAAGUAACUAACGACCUUGUAAGCCGCUCAAUUAAAUUAUUCCAUGUCAUAUUAAAGUACAUGGGCAUCGAUUCACCUGCAAUAAUAAGUUUGGAAGAAAGAAUUGAACUUGUUGCAAAGCUUUAUAAGCAUACUCUGAAGCGUUCUGAACUUCGAGAUGAGCUCUUUGCCCAGCUUUCAAAACAAACACGUAACAAUCCUGAUCGGAGUUGGUUGAUAAGAGCUUGGGAGCUAAUGUAUUUAUGCGCAUCUUCCAUGCCACCAAGCAAAGAUAUUGGGGCAUACUUGUCUGAGUAUGUUCACUAUAUUGCUCAUGGAGCCACAACUGAUUCUGAUGUUCGAGUUCUAGCAUUGAACACAUUGAAUGCGUUAAAACGUUCAGUUAAGGCAGGCCCACGGGUUACAAUUCCUGCACGAGAAGAGAUAGAAGCACUUUUAACCAGCCGGAAGCUUACAACAAUUGUAUUUUUCUUGGAUGAAACAUUUGAAGAGAUUACAUACGACAUGGCAACAACUGUUGCUGAUGCUGUUGAGGAACUUGCUGGCAUUAUCAAACUCUCAGUAUAUUCUAGUUUCAGUCUUUUUGAGUGUCGAAAGAUUGUUAAUGGAUCAAAAUCUUCAGAAGUUGGCAACGAGGAAUACAUCGGAUUGGACGAUAACAAAUACAUUGGUGACUUGCUAUCUGAAUUCAAGUCAGCUAAGGAUCGCAACAAAGGAGAAAUUUUGCACUGCAAGCUUGUAUUUAAGAAACGCCUCUUUCGCGAGUCUGAUGAGGCUGUGACUGAUCCAAUGUUCGUUCAGCUAUCAUAUGUCCAGUUACAACAUGAUUAUAUUUUGGGGAACUACCCAGUAGGCAGGGAUGAUGCUGCACAACUCACUGCUCUGCAAAUAUUGGUCGAGAUUGGAUUCAUUGAAAAUCCUGAGUCCUGUGUCGAAUGGAUCUCUCUUCUAGAGAGGUUUCUACCUAGACAAGUUGCAAUUACUAGAGCAAAGCGAGACUGGGAGCUCGACAUCAUCUCACGCUAUCAGCUAAUGGAACACUUGUCAAAAGAUGAUGCAAGGAACCAAUUUCUCAGAAUAUUAAGGACUCUUCCAUAUGGCAAUUCAGUUUUCUUCAGCGUUCGGAAAAUUGAUGAUCCAAUAGGACUUUUACCUGGAAGAAUCAUUUUGGGAAUAAACAAGCGCGGGGUUCACUUUUUUCGUCCGGUUCCUAAGGAAUACCUACACUCUGCAGAGCUGAGAGACAUAAUGCAAUUUGGGAGCAGCAAUACUGCUGUUUUCUUUAAGAUGAGAGUUGCUGGUGUUCUUCAUAUCUUUCAGUUUGAAACUAAGCAGGGUGAAGAAAUAUGCGUAGCACUUCAAACACAUAUAAAUGAUGUGAUGCUCCGUAGAUAUUCAAAAGCGCGCUCUGGCUCUGCUACUAGCACGGUUUCUCAAAAUGAUGUUUCUCAAGCAGACAAGCCAGCAAAUGCUGAAAUGUAUGACAAGCGUGUCCAAGAACUGUCAAGAGAAAUUGAUGAGUCUCAAAAGAAAGCAGACCAGCUGCGGGAAGAGUUACAGAGAAAGACAAAACAAGAAAGAGAGAUGCAAGAAGAAUUGGAAGGGCUAAGAGAUGCCUUACAAUCUGAACGUCAUAUCAUUCAAGAAGUAUCAAGUGAGCGGGAUAAGCUAAAAUCUCUAUGUGAUGAAAAGGAUUCUUCUUUGCAGGUAGCGUUGGUGGAGAAAAGUAGGCUGGAGAGCAGAUUAACAAGUGGGCAGAGCCAAGAAAACAACUCUAAAUUAGAAGUAAUUGGAAACCAUUCUGAAAGAGAUACUCUGACAACCGUAGGCAGUGUCAACAAUAGCAUUGAGAUGUUAACUAAGCUUGAGGAGGAGUUGAAAUCAUGUCAAAAAGAGCUUGAUGCAUCAAAAGAAAUUUCAAAGAAGUUAAUGAUGGAAAGGAAUAUGCUCGAACAGAAGAUUCAAAGGCUUGAAAGAGCAAAAGCUGAAGAGAAAAGCACAAUGGAACGAAUUUACGAGGAUGAACGUCGUAAGUUAAAAGAUAAUGCAGCUAAACUGGAGCAAAAAUUGGAAAGUACAACACACUCCUUAAAUGUUGCUGAAUCAACUCUUGCCUCGAGAAAUGCCGAGGUAGAUACAUUGCAAAAUACUCUCAAGGAGCUUGAUGAGUUGAGAGAGUUCAAAGCGGAUGUCGACAGAAAGAACCAACAGACCGUUGAGAUUCUUAAAAGGCAAGGAGCACAGUUAGUUGAGCUUGAAAGUCUUUAUAAGCAAGAACAAGUUUUGCGAAAGCGUUACUUUAACACAAUUGAAGAUAUGAAAGGAAAAAUAAGAGUUUUUUGUCGCUUGCGUCCUCUAAACGACAAGGAGCUUUCCUUAAAGGAUAAGAAUAUUGUAUGCAGUCCUGAUGAAUAUACAAUUGCACAUCCGUGGAAAGAUGACAAGUCAAAGCAACAUAUAUAUGAUCGUGUUUUUGACGCAUACACUACUCAAGAAGAUAUAUUCGAGGACACAAAGUAUCUAGUACAAUCAGCUGUCGAUGGAUAUAAUGUAUGUAUAUUUGCUUAUGGCCAAACUGGUUCUGGGAAGACAUUUACUAUAUAUGGUUCAGAAAACAAUCCUGGUCUUACUCCAAGGGCCACAUCAGAACUUUUUAGGGUGAUAAAGCGUGAUGGCAACAAAUAUUCAUUUUCCUUAAAGGCAUAUAUGUUGGAACUUUAUCAAGAUAAUCUUGUGGACUUGUUGUUGCCCAAAAAUGCUACACGGCAAAAAUUAGAAAUAAAAAAGGACUCCAAGGGUGUUGUUACUGUAGAAAAUGUUACAGUUGUGAGCAUUUCAAGUUUUGAAGAAUUGAGCGCUAUAAUCACAAGAGGAUCUGAGAGAAGACACACCGCUGGAACAAAUAUGAAUGAUGAGAGCUCAAGAUCUCAUUUAGUCCUUUCAAUCAUUAUUGAAAGUACAAAUCUCCAAACUCAAUCUUAUUCAAGAGGAAAGCUUAGCUUCGUGGACCUUGCUGGUUCAGAGAGGGUGAAAAAGUCUGGUUCAGCAGGAAAACAAUUAAAAGAAGCACAAAGCAUCAAUAAAUCUCUUUCUGCAUUGGCUGACGUUAUUGGUGCUCUAUCUUCUGAUGGACAACAUAUACCUUACCGGAACCAUAAGCUGACAAUGCUUAUGAGUGAUUCGCUUGGAGGCAACGCAAAAACUUUAAUGUUUGUGAAUGUUUCACCAGCAGAGUCAAACUUGGAGGAGACUUACAACUCACUCAUGUAUGCUUCACGAGUGCGUUGCAUUGUCAAUGACACGAGCAAGCAUGUUGCCCCGAAGGAAAUCAUGCGCUUGAAGAAGUUGAUUUCGUAUUGGAAGGAGCAAGCAGGUAAGCGGAGCGAGGGCGAUGAACUGGAGGAAAUACAGGAAGAGAGGAUAUCCAAAGACACUCGGUUGACCACUUGAAAGAGUUGUAUCGUCGCUGAUGACUUGCCCUGAAUCCCCCUGGUUUGUGUUCUUGCGCCAUCUGCAGAGGUGGUCAGUGCUACCGAGGGCUCAUGCCACUGAAAUAGUUCUCCAGUGGCCAUCUGGUGGAAAUGGUCUGAUUGACGAUGUUGCACACAAAUUGUAUAGUUACCUAUUAUAUUAUGGCGGGGGUGCCUGUUUGUACAAAGAGAUUAGUACACAUUCAUAGGAGAAGGGAGAAACAGUUCUUAGGAGUAAAUCCCCUUUGUUUUUUGGCCAUGUUAGCAGAGAUUACCAGUGUCACUAUUAGCGCUGAUGAAGAAAUGGCUCCGAAGUGUUGUAAGCU
Molecule: messenger RNA, 4085 nt
Organism: Lolium rigidum
Lineage: Eukaryota; Viridiplantae; Streptophyta; Magnoliopsida; Poales; Poaceae
Product: kinesin-like protein KIN-14I
Exons: 23
Coding region: 80-3739 (1219 amino acids)
Biological process (GO): microtubule-based movement
Cellular component (GO): cytoskeleton
Molecular function (GO): microtubule binding; ATP binding; oxidoreductase activity
Source: RefSeq, a predicted model, not a curated record